This is a messenger RNA of Oncorhynchus masou masou (cherry salmon), 3682 nucleotides long. RefSeq names its product Golgi to ER traffic protein 4 homolog. Gene Ontology annotation, biological process: protein insertion into ER membrane. The transcript is spliced from 9 exons. The coding region runs from base 763 to 1728 and encodes 321 amino acids. Gene Ontology annotation, cellular component: cytosol; BAT3 complex. NCBI's taxonomy places the organism in Eukaryota, Metazoa, Chordata, Actinopteri, Salmoniformes, Salmonidae. Gene Ontology annotation, molecular function: protein binding. The record is from RefSeq and is a predicted model, not a curated record.
UGUAUGGCACGCUCGUCCUAGACUGAAAAGAGAUCUGAAUCCAUGAGAGCUGGGUGGUGAAUUCUCAGGUGCAGCGGUCGCUAUUCAUCUGCGGUGGUAGAAUCACUCGACAAUGAGGGAGGGGCAGCAGUUGUCAAGAGGUUCGUACUGUCUUUGAGGAUGCCGGUGAUGUAUUUUUUCCCCCUCACAGGAGCUGCUCAGUACUGGACUGGACGUACACUGAAUCUCCACAGAACAGCUAUACAGCAUAGUGGGAAUUCUAGCCUUAUCAUACUCAACGUUUUGUGAUAAAGUACUAUACCGUUAGCUCGCUAACGUUACAUACAGUAAUAUGCUCCACCUUCCAGACCAGGAUGAAGUUUGAUUGACAUGGGUGCCCCACUGCAUAUGAUUAUUAUUAUGAGAUGGCUUAAAAUGAGAAGUUAAUUUAACUAGCUAUAUAACUAUUACAUUGAAUAAUGAUAGCUUGGCUAUCGGUGCUUACCAAGUAUCGUCAGAAAGCCAGGUCAGAUCUACAUGACAUUAACGCCUUAGACCAGAGCUAAUACACAUAGCUAGAUAAAGGUAACUAAUACAAAGUGUUUCAGUGUCUAAGAAAUAGUGAAAUGAAAAUAGCGGUGAAAUAUUUAGCGGGGAAUUUAGAAACUGGAUUGCAAAUACCUAACUACGGCAAGUGAAAUAGGUCAAAAGUAUUUUUUUUGUGCUUCCGCUUUCUGCACUGUCAACGCUUGGCUUGGUUGUUGGGCCGAGCUGCUGGGAACAAUGAUGUCGGAGCAGGAGGCUCUGAAGUGCUCCAGCGCAAGAAACCGUGGAGGAACGCAGCGGGUUGAAGGGAAACUGCGAGCGAGUGUAGAAAAGGGAGAUUACUAUGAGGCUCACCAGAUGUACAGAACCUUGUUUUUUAGGUAUAUGUCACAGGCAAAGCAUGCAGAUGCCACGGAGUUGAUGUACAAUGGCGCCCAGCUCUUCUUCAGUUACAACCAGCUCAACAGUGCUGCAGACCUGUCAAUGUUGGUGCUGGAGUCUUUGGAGAAAUCAGAGGCAACGGUAGAGGACGAAGACUUAGAGCACUUGGCUAAGCUGUUCAGUUUGAUGGACCCUAACUCCCCAGAGAGAGUAGCAUUUGUGUCUCGCGCACUCAAGUGGUCCACAGGCGGCUCGGGGAAGCUGGGCUCCCCCAAACUGCAUCAGCUCCUGGCAGUCACCUUGUGGAAAGAGCAAAACUACAGUGAGUCUCGCUACCACUUCUUGCACUCCUCUGAUGGAGAGGGCUGUGCCCAGAUGCUGGUGGAGUACUCGGCGCAGCGGGGCUUUCGCAGCGAGGUGGACAUGUUUGUGGCGCAGGCCGUCCUACAGUUCCUCUGUCUAAAGAACAAAAACAGUGCAUCUGUGGUGUUCAGCACAUAUACUCAGAAACACCCCUCAAUAGAGAAGGGCCCUCCCUUUGUUCAGCCCUUGCUCAACUUCAUCUGGUUUCUCUUGCUGGCAGUGGAUGGAGGGAAAUUAACAGUGUUCACAGUGCUAUGUGAACAGUAUCAGCCUUCCCUGAAGAGGGACCCUAUGUAUAAUGAGUAUCUCGACAGGAUAGGUCAGCUUUUCUUCGGGGUGCCACCCAAACAGUCCUCAUCAUAUGGUGGAUUGCUCGGAAACCUGUUGAACAGCCUGAUGGGUUCAGAUGAGGAGGGAGAGGAAGCACAGGAGGAUGGCAGCCCCAUUGAGCUGGACUGAGAGCUCUGGGACGAGCAAGGCUACCCCCCCUCCCCUCCCAUGUGGUUGCAGGGGCGUGCUGGUCUCCCUACCUCCCAUUUCCCCAAGACAUCCAACCAGAACCAGAACAAAUAGCAGGCCAAACUAUCCCCCAGCACUGCCUGGACUGCGCAAAAAUGCAAAUGCUUUCCGUUUGAGUUAUAUUAGGUUUUAUUUUCAUCGUUUUGGUUUCUUAGUUUUGGACAAUUUUCUGUGUAGCUUUGGUCUUUUCAAAGGAAAGCAGCUGCAAUCCUUACUUCCUGGACUUCUUAUUUUCUCUCAUCCCCAGGGACAGAAAAGAUUCAACAAUGACUGCAUAAUAAUUUGUCAUAAUUAUAGCUCCUAAAAUAACACCUCAUCCUGGGAUACAACAACAACAAUGAAAAACACUUCUCUCUAGGGAGUAACACUUUUUCUCCCCAUUCACCAUGCAUCCACCGGAAGUGGAGGUAGUAAUUUCUAUUAAAGAGUUACUAUAACCAACUUGUAAUCCAUGUAAAUGUUCAAUAAUAGUCAGGAGUGUUUGGGGGUGUGGUGAGCUGCAUGGUAUAGUGUCAUUGGGGAGAGACAUACAGGUAACUGCCCAAAGUAUUGGAAACACUUGAGGGAUGAAAGUAUAUUGAAAGCAGGUGGAUUAACGUCACAUCUUGCUUAGGGUCGUGUGUAAAAAUGCUGGGCAGGCCAUCAUUUUGGCUAACAUGGCUAUUCCCUUAUAGGAUGACAAUGCCCCCAUCCACAGGGCAUGAGAUCUCAACCCAAAUGAACAGUUAUGUGAGAUUCUGGAGUGGUGCCGGAGAGUGUUUUUCCAUCAACAAAACACCAAAUGGUGGAAGAAUGGUGUCACAUCCCUCCCAAUAGAUUUCCAGACACUAGAAUCUAUGCCAAUGUGUAUGGAAGCUGUUCUUGCUCGACAUCCUAAAAAGAUGCUAUGUUAGUGUUUCCUUUAUUCUGUCAGUUGCCUCUACCUGUCGGGCAUCGUAUACCUGGCUGCAAACUAAAGCCGGAUUUGAUCACUAUUCAUAAUCUGUUACGUAUGGGAGAUUACAUGUGUUUAAAUCGACAGGAGUGGAUGGGUAUGCUCAGAUCAUAUAAACGUGGCUGUGAGUGUGUUGAUGAAUGUAUUUGGCAUGUUCAUGUAAAUGCAAGUCAGUUCCGUUGAAGUCUUCUAUUUUGGGCGCCCCCCCCGGUACAUUUUUCAGUGAGUUGGUGACUGCUCCAUUUUGUCGGUCCAGAUGUUUGACUGCGAUCAGACGGACAAAGAGAAGAUUAAACAACUUGAAACUAUCCCCGCCUUCCGUAGUAUUAUAUUGCCUAUAUCCAGAAGCUUAGUUAUCUUACCGGGUUGGGCUUAAAUGCAUACUCCAGUAUCCAAAAUGAAUAUUCAUUUACAUGGAGAGAGUGGUUGUUUAAAUCAGUACUUUUACAUUAUCUUCUGCUACUGUACAUGUUUUAGGAUUUUUUUUGUGUGUUGAAUUCAUGUUUUACAGGUUCAUAUCUGUUUUGGAAUUUUAACCGCUGUCGAAAUUCUCAUGGGUGAAUCUUCCAAAGCUACUCUACAGCCACCUCGAGAUACUUUGUUAUUAUAAAGUUAAAGCCUUGAUAAUAGUCAAGAUGUCCAUUAGGGUGUUACAACUAUAACAUCUCUUAAUUUAAGAAAAUAAGUUAUUCAAUGCACCAAUAUGUAGCCUGGAUAGGAUAAAGGUCUGAAUCAAAUAUUCCUCCUGCUUUGUGAGUCAUACGGUUAAGGCACAAAACGUUUAGGAAAUGAUACCCGGAGUUGUGUGACCAAAGGCUUUUAGACAGACCGGGGCUCUGGCGAGCAAGCCGGCAUGUUGGAACAUAACAUUUUGUUUUUGAUAGUUUCAGUUGAAUGCAAAUGGGGGUGGUUUGCCUUUUAAAAUGUUACACUAAUUGAGUAAAUAAACAACUGAUGAUA